Procambarus clarkii (red swamp crayfish) is the source of this 1737-nucleotide messenger RNA. Lineage: Eukaryota; Metazoa; Arthropoda; Malacostraca; Decapoda; Cambaridae. The record is from RefSeq and is a predicted model, not a curated record.
AUGUAUGCUAUUAUCAUUUGUGGGAACGGACUUCGUAACUGGGAAUCUGAUGAUUCACCUUGGAUUGAACAUGCUCGCUGGUACCCAGAAUGUACAUUCCUCAUCGUGAUGAAAGGAAAAGAAUUCAUUGAUCAGGUGCAACAGGAAAGGCCGCCUUUUGAGACACAUACUUCACCAACUCAUAUCAAUGAAGAUCAACUCGAUAAACUUAUUAAAGAACUAGACAGUAUUGAAGCAGUAAUUUCUAUGGGUUUUCCUAAAAAUCAUGUGAUGACAACUUUUCAUAACCAACUCAAAGAGAAAGGGAUACCUUUCUUUAACCUUGAGUCAUGUAUUGAAGCGGUCUUAUCCCAUAUGGAAAACGAAACUAGAAAAGCUCUAAAUUUGGCUUCUAACCGAGAAAUAGAAGUUGAAGUCAAAAAGAGGAAGUACAAACUAAGCCUACAACAUGUGGGGCUAACCGAGGUUGAUGUUGUCCCAAGCCCAAUAACUACACAAACGGAGUUGGCUUCUAACCAAGAAGAAAUAGAAGAGGAAGUACAGACUCUAAGCCCACAUCAUGUGGCGCUAACCAAGGUUGAUGUUGUCCCAAGCCCACCAACAUCUGAUGAUAUAACUACACAAACGGAGUUGGCUUCUAACCAAGAAAUAGAAGAGGAAGUACAGAAUCUAAGCCCACCACAAGCGGAAGCUGUAACCUUAAUACAAGCAAUUGAUGAAUUAAAACCACCAAUGUCUAUAACACAAAUGGUUCCUGUCCUAAAGCCACCAGUUUCUGUUGGAUCUUCAGGCAAAGUUCUGUGUGUAAAUGGGAAGUGGAAGCCAGUGGUUCUUCUUCGUAAUACUGGUGCUUUCCAAACAUUAAUUUCUGCCUGUAUACUCUCUAAUGUUGCAAAAAGAGAUACUGGAGAGUCUGUAGUUCUUCAGAGUGUUGCAGGAUGUAAAACUGUACCUCUUAUAGAUGUUAAUUUGAGAUCCACCAUUACCCCAAGUUUAUGCACUAGUCAAAAUGUUGUUGGAGGAUUUCGUCAGACCUUGGAGCAGGUGUUCCAAGCUACAGGUGUAGGAGUGCAGGUCCAGAGUGCAGACCAACAGGUCCAGAGUGCAGACCAACAGGUCCAGAGUGCAGACCAACAGGUCCAGAGUGCAGACCAACAGGUCCAGAGUGCAGACCAACAGGUCCAGAGUGCAGACCAACAGGACCAGAGUGCAGACCAACAGGUCCAGAGUGCAGACCAACAGGUUCAGAGUGCAGACCAACAGGUCCAGAGUGCAGACCAACAGGUCCAGAGUGCAGACCAACAGGUCCAGAGUGUAGACCAACAGGUCCAGAGUGUAGACCAACAGGUCCAGAGUGCAGACCAACAGGUCCAGAGUGUAGACCAACAGGUCCAGAGUGCAGACCAACAGGUCCAGAGUGCAGACCAACAGGUCCAGAGUGUAGACCAACAGGUCCAGAGUGCAAACCAACAGGUCCAGAGUGUAGACCAACAGGUCCAGAGUGUAGACCAACAGGUCCAGAGUGCAGACCAACAGGUCCAGAGUGCAGACCAACAGGUCCAGAGUGUAGACCAACAGGUCCAGAGCGCAGACCAACAGACCCAGAGUGUAGACCAACAGGACCAGAGUGCAGACCAACAGGUCCAGAGUGUAGACCAACAGGUCCAGAGUGUAGACCAACAGGUCCAGAGUGUAGACCAACAGUCCAGAGUGCAGACCAACAGGUCCAGAGUGUAG